GGGUAUGGAAUACAAUGUACAUGUACGUUUAUACUCGGCCAGGCUUCGCGGAAAAAAUCAGAAAUCGAUACAAGAUUCUCCACCGGGUAGAAUUUUGCAACCUCAAAUAAACGCGAUCCGCUCUACCUGGAGGAUUUCAACCACAAGACUGGUUAGGUAAAAUUGGCUUUAAUCUUGAACUACAGGUAAUGUCAGUGAAUGAUAUACCUAGGAAUUCAUUUAAUGACAUGGAGAAGGAAGGCCCUCCUCCGGAGUACUCGCCUUCAUGCAGCAAUAAUGGCGGACAUCCAAAUGAUGUUUAUGGGGAUGGAGUAGUGACUGCGGACAUCGUUCAGGAACACAAUCCACCCCCGGCGUACGAUGAUAUAUUCGUUAGAACUGUGUCACCUGUCAGGCGAGAAAGAUCUUGCGGAGAACCUUACUACAGGGAUGACAGGAAUCUGUGGGAAAAACUCCACGACUGGUUUGAGAUGUCCAUUCUCCAGCAGAUUAUAUGGCUUGUUGUAUUAGCCUUUUCCUUAUCCUACAUUGCUUAUGGUAUAAAAUAUAGUGGAUCCUGCAGCGUAAAGAAAUACAACAAAAAAGGGAAAAUGAUUGACAACAAUGACAUAACUGGAUUGAUGCAGGCUGAAGGAGGCGUCCUCUGUGCCACCGUUCUAUUCGUGUUAAUGGUUCGAUUGCUCAUACUGAGGGAUAAUCGCCGUACUCAACGAAAGUUGAAAAUUGAUUUAGAAGGACAGAAAAAAUGUGGCGGUUAUCUAUUUUUCAUUGGAAUGGGUUUAUACAUUGCCAACUUUGGGCUAUGUAUAGGAGGAGCGACAAACAUCAUGAAUUUAUACACGCAAGAAACCAACACAACAGUGCGCUGUGACUCAGAGUUUUACGAUUUCUACUACCAUGCCAAGAUAGGGGAGCUUGUUGUGUUAAUGCCGUACGCCGCCUAUAUCAUAUUUUCUCUGGUUUUCAUGAUGUCCAUUCAAAAGCAAUGGUUUAUCAGACGCAAGCUACGACGCUGGGCUAAACUUCUGGAUGCUGACCAAGAUGGCGUCAUCAGCCAAGACGACAUGAUGAAAACGAAUGAGAAGUUGGAACGGCUUCGUAAACUUGUUGGUGCAAGACAAAUGGCCUUAUCCGCCUCUAAGCAGAAGAAGUGGUGGGACGAUAAUGUAUUCAAGCGAGGAGCCGGGAAAGACAUUCACGUUGAAGAAUACGUCACUUUCAUGGAAGGAACGUUGGGAACUGGACCUCCGCAUGAUAGGGCUAUCAAAAUCAGACCAGUUGUCAAAAAAUGGUUUGACUUCUUCACGACUGAAGAAUACAUGAAAAAAAAGUUGAUUUUGGGAGAAGAAGAUUUCGUGAAAUUUUGGACUAUCCUAGAUAAGGGCGAUGACGAGAGCCACUACAAAAGAAUGUAUAUCAAACAUUUCCCCUCACCAUUAUCCAUGGGUGAUAUCAUGGAGGACUUUGUUGCAUUUUUGUCACAUCCUGAUUUCUUUGAUGAAUACAGCAACAGGGUGUUUAAUGUAGUGAAGCAUCGACCAGAGGGCACGUGUUGUAAAUUAUAAUUCGUCAAACUUUGACAAAAUACCUCUGUUUAAGAUAUCAUGUAAAAGAUAUUGAUAAUUUUGAAAAUUCUCAAAAUUGGAAUUAUUGCAGAGAUUAUUGUGUCGGGGUUCCUUAAGAACAAUAAUUUAUGUGUUGUUUGUUUUUGAUCCAUUGUUGUUGAUUAGUCAUUAAAGUCGGCAACCACAUGGAAACAUAUGGAUAAAAAUAUCUUAAUAUGUUCAUAAAUUCCAUAACCAGUUCAUGUUAUAUCCAGUUUUCUGUAAUAUCCACAAUUGUAAAAUUGUUGAAUAUUUGUAAAUGUAUGUGGAUAAAGAUAUUUCGGUGUUUAUACUGAACAAUUUGUUUUUUAAAAAUCACAAAUACUUUUUUGCAAAGAAUUUUAAUUCAUGUUUUAAACAUUUGACCCAACAUGUGUUGAUCAGUUUGUAUAGUCUGUAAUGAUAUGGGACUUAUAUUGUAACAUACAUUUUAUAUUGUUUCGGAAAUGAAUGUAUUUACAGUGUAUUGUUGAG
Magallana angulata is the source of this 2078-nucleotide messenger RNA. RefSeq lists its product as uncharacterized. The record is from RefSeq and is a predicted model, not a curated record. Bases 189 to 1565 code for a protein of 458 amino acids. Lineage: Eukaryota; Metazoa; Mollusca; Bivalvia; Ostreida; Ostreidae. The transcript is spliced from 6 exons.